This is a messenger RNA of Arabidopsis lyrata subsp. lyrata, 745 nucleotides long. RefSeq lists its product as uncharacterized. The record is from RefSeq and is a predicted model, not a curated record. NCBI's taxonomy places the organism in Eukaryota, Viridiplantae, Streptophyta, Magnoliopsida, Brassicales, Brassicaceae. The transcript has 3 exons. Gene Ontology annotation, cellular component: chloroplast envelope. The coding region runs from base 142 to 561 and encodes 139 amino acids.
GGGCUUGUUUGUUUAUACGGAUAUUCUCAUAUCUUUUUUGGUAACAAGUUUAACUCUACAACCAAACAACAUCUCUAAGGCCUUAUCUCACACAUAAACCAACACACACACGAAGAACUCAGGAUUUGUCUAAAGACAACAAUGGCGAAGAAGAAAGAACUGUUAUCAAAAGCACCAUGGAGAGGCGACGACGAUGAUGAAUCUGAUAAGUUUAGCAACGCAAAGCUUAAAGUCACAAAGGAUUCUGAUGGUAUGUCGAAGAUGCACGUUCCUAGUCGUGGAACCAAAAAGGGAAGUCUCGCUGAUGAUGAUGAUGAUGAUUCACUUGAGAUUGAUCCUCAGCUUCGUUACAGUUUCAAUCGCAACUAUCAGUUCCUGCAAAGUGUAUUCACUAUAGACACUUUGGUGAAGCCUCUUCCUCCUGCAAUGGCAUUCAACGUCUCUCGCAACUUGAGUUUCUUCACCCGCAUUUUCACUCAGUUCUUUGAUCCUGAAGGCAUUGCAAAUGCACAGAAGUCUCUGGGGUUGGGGCAGGAAGAUAAAGCGCGUCGUGUUCGUUGAGAUAUGACUAUCUUCCAAGCUUGUGAAUGAACCCAGCACUGUUAGAUUGAUUAAUAUAUGUCCUAAAGAGUUGUUUUAUAUGAAUUUUCCUAAGUACAAUGAAAUUUCCAAGUUCCAUUUUAGCACUAGCCUUCCCUGUUUCCAUCAAUAUAAACUACUUUGGUUCAAACCCAAAACUUGGUUC